AUGCGGACAAGCGGGACGCUAUCCAGCCAUUCUCGUAUGGCCCUCGCAAUUGCAUCGGGAAGCACUUGGCAUACAAUGAGAUGCGCGUCAUCAUUUCGCGACUGCUAUGGGAAUUCGAUAUGA
This is a messenger RNA of Colletotrichum paranaense, 123 nucleotides long. RefSeq lists its product as uncharacterized. The coding region runs from base 1 to 123 and encodes 40 amino acids. Lineage: Eukaryota; Fungi; Ascomycota; Sordariomycetes; Glomerellales; Glomerellaceae. The record is from RefSeq and is a predicted model, not a curated record. The transcript has a single exon.